AUGGACUUUAAAUUGGCGGACCUACUAACGCACAACCAUGCACCAGCCGCUGAAGUCGUCACAAGCGUCAAAAACCUCCUCGUGGGACCCAUGAAGCGGUUGGAAGAGAUUCAGGCAGAAAUAGAGCGCCACGAGCGCACGUUGGCUGCUCUCAGAGAAGAAGCCAACACUGUUACGAAAUCAAUGGAAGAUUAUAACACCAUCAUCUCGCCUGUGCGAAGGGUUCCGGAAGACGUUCUGCUCGCCAUUUUCCAUGAAUGCUUGCCAGCUCACCGGAAUCCAGUAAUGAGCUCAUCAGAGGCACCCAUGCUGCUAACCCAUGUGUGCAGCACCUGGCGGUCGCUGGUCCUUGAUUCUCCUACAUUAUGGGCACGAAUACAUAUCACAUUUUCGGACGAGGACCGCUUAGUUCAGCCAAACCAACUUCCUUCUACGGACAGGCAUGCUAGCGCGGACCUCGACACUGUGAAAGCAAUGCAAAGCCGCUGCAAUAGGGUUGAGGAGUGGCUCAGUCAUGCUCAGGCGUGCCCUCUGUCGAUUUCUAUCCAUUAUGAGAGUCGCACUUGGCACUCCCAAAUAGAUGAAACCGAGGACCUUACAUUAAGGUUAUUCAAGAUUGUUUGUCGACACGCUCGGCAAUGGAGCAGUAUCGAAGUUACUGGACUUCCGUAUCCAGUUUUUCUGAGGAUGGACAAACUAAUUGCACACGAUGAGUUACCUAUGCUGAGUCAGUUGAAGCUAGGUAUCAACCAUCUUCCCGGCGCGUCCGAUUACCAACAACAUGCACUGAACAUUUUGGAGGCCCCUAACCUUCGAAGCGUGUCUCUUUAUAUGCCCAAAUGGAAGUUAAGUGAGCCGCGGCUGUCAUCCACUUGGCCAACAAUCACAUAUCUUUGCCUUCAUAACCCAUCUCCUGUACGCGAGAUUUUCUCAGUGCUCCAAAUCUGCCAGAAUCUUGUACACUGCAAAUUCUACUUGGAGGAUUUCUCUGGGUCUGAAUCUGCGACUGGCAUAGCAGUGCUGAAUCAUCUUAGAUACCUUCAUAUCUUCGAGGAAGCUUCGCAUCAAAUGGCAACACACCUCUAUUCCGCCAUCUAUGCCCCUCAUAUCCAACGGCUUAUCUAUCAGAAACAUCUAUAUGACCCUGGAGAGCUUGAGGAUAAAUCGGUUCAAUCUCCAAUUCUUCUCCUCCUUCGGCAAGCGUCUGGGCUCAAGAAACUAACCUUGGAGCCAAAAGCUUUGUCUAAAGCUAACACUCUUAGAGCUCUUCAAGCCCUUCCCUCGCUAACCCAUCUUGUGAUUGGCUCGGAAACCCCCAUCUUUCCCCGUCCUUUUGCAAGUCGAAGUGCAAACUUUUCACGCGUCUAUCGUCGGUCACCUGCCAACGAAAGAUUCAACCUCAAAAUAUUAUCAAUCCCUAGUCCAAACCAACCAUUUCCCUCAUUAUCAUUUUCGUCUGUUGGCGACCCCAUUGAUCCUCCAGGGAUUCUUCUACCAAAACUCGAGGUCUUCGAAACAACCGAGUCAGAAGCCGCCCCAAUCAUAUCAGACGCAACCCUGAAAGAGUUCAUUACAAGCCGUCUAUACUCAUAUUCAAAGGGGGAAGUAGCGCCACUAAGACGCGUUCGGGCCACUUUUGACAGGGCUAGAACGGAAGAUAUUGGAGAGGACGUUCGCCGCCAUGCGAACGCUGUGGGUGUGGACCUUACGUUGGAGGUAGAUUACUUGCCACCGGCGACCUCGAAACCUCAAGUACCUCUUUCGCCCAACUAUCUGCUUCAGGAUUCGAGGGCCCCCACUUGGCCUCAUACGGAAUUCGAAGAAUACGUAUGCUGA
Messenger RNA from Psilocybe cubensis, 1836 nucleotides. RefSeq lists its product as uncharacterized. Lineage: Eukaryota; Fungi; Basidiomycota; Agaricomycetes; Agaricales; Agrocybaceae. The record is from RefSeq and is a predicted model, not a curated record. The transcript has a single exon. The coding region runs from base 1 to 1836 and encodes 611 amino acids.